AUGACGGGUUCACGUACCAAGCCGAGGCUGCCUAUAGAGCAGCUCUCGAUUUUAGCUGUGGCACGCUUUGCCGAACCGAUUGCCUACACAUCGGUCUUCCCGUACCUACCAGCAAUGAUCCGCGACUUUGGAAUUGAACAGAACAAGGUGGCACGGUGGGCUGGCCUCACAUCAGCCGUCUUCUCCAUUGCCCAGAGUAUCACCGCCGUGCCGUGGGGUAAAGCAUCCGACCGAUUUGGUAGAAAGCCGGUGCUCAUCUGCGGGCUCAUGAGCACCAUGGUGACGUUCCUCAUCUGGGGCAUGUCAACGUCGUUACCGAUGGCGAUUACAGUGCGUGCGAUACAGGGAGCUGGUAACGGCAAUGUUGGCAUCAUUCGAACCAUGGUGGCAGAGAUGGUCACGGAGAGGGUACUGCAGCCAAAGGCGUUCUCCAUCAUGCCACUGGUUUGGUCGAUUGGAUCUGUUGUAGGACCCAGCUUUGGAGGAUUCUUCGCCCAGCCCGCCAAGCAGUAUCCCGAUAUCUUCGGCAACAUGGAGCUCUUCAAGAAGUUCCCCUACCUUCUGCCCAACCUGGUGGGCUCAAUCUUCUUCCUCGUCUCCAUGACUAGUGCGAUUUUCUUCCUUAAGGAAACGUUAAUAUCAAAGAGGGGAGAGAAGGACUGGGGCCUCCAGAUGGGCGUCCGGAUUCGACGAGCUCUGAGUAGGAACCCCAGUUCCGCACAGCGACGCGCCUCCUUCGUCGACGGCGAGGCUACAGCUCCUCUCGUCCCUGGCAAGGUAAACUGCAAGCAUUCCGCAGCCAAGCCGCACUCUGCCGGCCUCAGAGACGUCUUCACGCGCCAGUCCACAAUAAACCUCGUCGCCUACACUUUCCUGGCCUUCCACUCAGUUGCAUAUGACCAGAAUAUCCCCGUCUACCUGAACCACCCACGACAAAAGCAUACUGGCGAUAAUACCCACAUGCCUUUUUACUUCAACGGGGGUUUCGGUCUUGAUAUCGGCGCUAUUGGUACUAUUGUAUCACUAUACGGCGUUGCAUGUGGUCUCAUCCAGUUCCUCAUCUACUCCCCUCUCGUGACUAGAUACGGCGUUCUCAACUGUUUCAAAGUCUGCUCGAUCAUCCUGCCAUUCACCUACUUCUUGACACCCUACUGCGGUCUGAUCGAGGGCACAACCGCCCGAUACACCGCCCUCGCCAUCCUCAUGACCAUCAAGGCCUUCGGCAUCAUCAUCGCCUUCCCCUCGACCACGAUCCUCCUCACCAACUCCGCCACCUCCCUCAGCAUCCUCGGCACCCUCAACGGCUUCGCCACCACCUUCAGCGGCCUCGGCCGAGCCUUCGGCCCCGCCCUCACCGGCCUGACCUUCACAUGGGGCGCCGAGCACGGCUACAUCGUCGCCCCCUUCGCCUUCCUCGCCUUCUUCGCCGCCCUGGGCGCCAUCCCCGUCUUCAUGAUCCAGGAGGGCGACGGUCCCACCGCCACCCCCGAGCUCAGCGAAGCCGAGGACGACUCGGAGGACACCCUCCUCAGCAGCGACUCAGACGACGAUGCCAGCUCGCCCUUGCUGGGCAACUCCCGUGACCAGGGGAAGAGCUACGACGCUGUCGAGACCGUCCGCGCUAGGGAUUAA
Molecule: messenger RNA, 1632 nt
Organism: Clonostachys byssicola
Lineage: Eukaryota; Fungi; Ascomycota; Sordariomycetes; Hypocreales; Bionectriaceae
Source: the annotation of a GenBank genome assembly